AUGGAAGCUCGAGUAGCCAGCGCCAGUAAGGUCCGAAAAGAAAGGAUUGCAGCGGUGGGGUGCAGGGCCGAGCAGAUUAGCGAGAGCAGGGCGGAUAUGCCAGAAAAGGUGUCGCUUCCGAUGCUAUCGACGCUGCUGAGCGCAGAUCAGGUGGUGUCGCCGCAGCCUGUGCGUCUGAGUAAAUUUAAGAUGGACGGCGACGGGAUUAUCAAGCUACCGCCGCUGCGGGGCACGUCACCACAGAUGUACACGUGUAGGCCCCUUGCGCCGGUUGCACGACGGGCAGAGGUCGAGGAGCACGUGUCUCGGCGCGCGUCCGGGACUGUGUCCCGCGAGGGCACGCCUCUAGUGAAGGGGGAGAGCACUGCACGGCAGCCAGUGCUGUUACUAAAGAUGCCGGGCGUGGCUGAAGCCGUGCGGCCACUGGAGAGGGCCCGUGAAGGCGUUCUGGCGGCCGUAAUAGGCGGCAUCGCAACGCCCACGCAGCGCAAAUCGUAUCCGGCGCCGGCCAAGCAGUCUUUUGCGUUUAUAUCACACUCGCAGGAGACGUUUCUGUCGCAGGAGCCAUCGAUUGACAACGCUCCGCUUGCGCGCCGCAAGCGUAGGAGGACAUCCAAGCACGAGCUGACGAUUCUACAGCAAGAAUUUGAUCAGUGCCGCACGCCAUCUAAGGAGAAGCGGAUUGAGUUAGCAACUCGGUGCAAUAUGACUGAGAAGGCUGUCCAGAUUUGGUUUCAGAAUAAGAGACAAAGCAUGAAAAAGAAGCGCAAGGAGAGGGAUUUCGCUGACCGCUUGCCUUCAACUCCGGAGUCGUACGUCAAACUAAUGCAAGUCACGAACUCGCCCCUAGAGGCGACUUUCGUCGAACGACGCUCAGAAAACCAGGCAGGUAUGUACUCUGCAGGUCAGAAACUAGGUAUCCAAACGCCUGAGAAGACCGAUAGUCAUAAUAAGACUGGCGCAUCCGCUUCAUCUUUCCUGGACAUGGCAUCCAGGAGAAUAACGCCGGUUUCAUCGCCCUCCAGUGCAUCACAUAACUGCAAAGGCCAAGCGUUAACAUUUCGUUUACGGUCCGGUAAACAACUUACUCCGAUUCAGACGUCACCGAACAACAGGGUCAAUAAAUUAAUUAAUGGCGGUUCGUCCAAGACAGCCCUGUCUGUUUCGGCCCCCGAAUCUGGAACCGACAAAGCGCUGGCAGAACAUAUUGCCUCGCCCAGCAGAAAGUGUAAGCUUGAUAUCAAACCAAAAGGAUAUCCGUUAGCAGAGAUUAAUCUUAAUACUCUGAACAGAUAA
Eremothecium gossypii ATCC 10895 is the source of this 1296-nucleotide messenger RNA. RefSeq names its product Yhp1p (gene YHP1). The record is from RefSeq and is marked provisional. The transcript has a single exon. Gene Ontology annotation, molecular function: DNA-binding transcription factor activity, RNA polymerase II-specific; RNA polymerase II cis-regulatory region sequence-specific DNA binding. Gene Ontology annotation, biological process: cell differentiation; regulation of transcription by RNA polymerase II. Bases 1 to 1296 code for a protein of 431 amino acids. NCBI's taxonomy places the organism in Eukaryota, Fungi, Ascomycota, Saccharomycetes, Saccharomycetales, Saccharomycetaceae.